AUGAUGGGGGGGAUCUGCUCCCAGCUGGCUGCGCUGCUCCUUCUCCUUGUGCUGCUGUCCCCAGCACAUGGUGCUGAGAAGAGUCAAGACCAGCCAGUGUUCAGCCGUAUCAUCGGGGAGCAGGAUGCACAGGAGAGUCGAUGGCCCUGGCAGGUCAGUGUGCAGGAAUAUGAUGAUGAAAAAUGUGAAUACCACCACAUCUGUGUAGGAUCCCUCAUCUCAGCCCAGUGGGUGGUGUCAGCAGCUCACUUCUUCAAUCGCUAUCGCAAAGAAUCUGAGUAUUGCAUGAACCUGGGGGAGUACCAGCUCCCCAACCCCUCCCCGACCUGCAUCUCGUCCCUCAUGAGUCACUUCAUCAGACAUCCCGACUACAACCAGAGCAUGUACUUCGCUGACAUUGCUCUGAUGCAGCUGACGGAACUUGUUAACUUCACAGACACCAUCUGCCCCAUCUCCCUGGCCAGCGCCUCCACCCAGUUCCUAGCCGGGGAAAAGUGCUGGGUCACUGGUUGGGGCAAAAUUGGGUCAGAAGGCUCCAUCCCCGACUCUCUCAUUCCAGGUGCACUUCAGGCAUCCCGGACGCUUCAGGAGCUGCAGGUUCCGCUCGUCCAUGUGUUGACCUGCAGAGAACACUUUGGGGAACACAGCCACUGGAUCAAAGAUGACAUGCUGUGCGCUGUCCGAGGUGACCCUAGUGACCCCUGCAAGUGUGACUCCGGGGGGCCUCUGGUCUGUCCAGGGAAUGGCAGCUUCGUCCUGACUGGGAUCAUCAGCUGGGGCAGAGACUCCUCACCCCUACUCCCCAAGGACAUAGACGUCCGGGUCCCAGUCUAUGUCAACUGGAUCCCAAAUGUCACGGGUGGCGCUGGCCUCUCGAUCGUCUCUCCUACCGCACUCAGUGCCGGUACCACCCCAUUGGGGUGCCUAAGCAAUGGCUUAGUCUGCUUGUGCAUAGCGCUGGCUCUGGUUGCACCGCUCCUUGCUGGGCUCCUGCUGACGGCCCUGUGA
Molecule: messenger RNA, 1008 nt
Organism: Gopherus evgoodei (Goodes thornscrub tortoise)
Lineage: Eukaryota; Metazoa; Chordata; Testudines; Testudinidae
Product: serine protease 27-like
Biological process (GO): proteolysis
Molecular function (GO): serine-type endopeptidase activity
Source: RefSeq, a predicted model, not a curated record